UUCUAGGCUGGCGCUAGGUAGGAAGGCAGAAUUACACAAUGUGCAGUUUCCUCGGGAAAUAGCAACAGACAAUAAGAAAAAAGGCGCUUUGAAAAAAUGAUUAUUGUUUAGACCAGCACCCAUUUCUCGGCAUAGGACGAUGGAGCACAUUUUAACGCCAAAGGUAGGUGACCACUAGCUAGCUAGUGAUGCUAACUGGCAAUAACUAACGUUAGUUAGCUAGCAACUACGCUAACAUUAUCUGACUUCGCUAGCUAAGUUUCCCAGGAUCGUUUUUUAACGGAAUCAUCUGCUUGCUCUCUGACUUAGCUACAGAACAAUGUUAUAGUCAUUUGGGCAUUGUUUUGUUAAGUUAGGAACGUUUGCUUGUUAGCUAGCUAACAAGAUUGACGGUCACUGCAAACAACAGCAAGUAAGCUAGCUAGCUAACUAAAGUUACAUUCCUGCAUGUCAGCACCCCUGUGUUGGAACUCUAGGUCUCCAGGAUUUCCUGCUGUUGGCUUUAGUAAGAGUGCUUGGAAAAUAUUUCUCAGCCAUUCAUUCACCUGUUGACAUUUGUUUUUCAGAGAAUGGCAUGUGGGCUGCAAUCUGUCCUAAUGUCUUUUUAUUUGAAAUGACAGGUGGAAGAAGUGAAAUUGUUGGAUCGAUACACUGCAAAGAAGCCAGCCAUUGGCACUCUCUAUCUAACAGCAACCCAUCUAAUCUUUGUGGAGACCUCCUGUAACACUCGCAAGGAAACCUGGGUAUGACACUUGUUCAGAGAGCAUGGCGAGGGUUGAGUGCCAAAGGGGUGUAAGUGUCUGGUAUGAAAGCAACCCUUGGCCCUUUCCCAUACCAUGUACACCUUCACUGUUCACAUAUAUGAAGGCACUGGAUAGGAUGUAGGCUAAGUUGGUGUGUAAGCAACUAUAUGCCCCUUAUUAGGAGGGGUGGUGCCACACUGAUUAGGCCUACACCUAUCUGGGUUUCUGCCAAUAUUUAAGUGGUAGAGGUAGGGAACUUAAAAGCCAGCACUCAAGAUUAAUAGUUUUUUUGUUUCACUCAUCUUCAUCAGAUGUUACACCAUCUCAUAGCUACAGUAGAGAAACUCCCUCUUACAGCCAUGGGAUGCCCACUUCACAUUUCCUGCAAGAAUUUCCAUGUGGCUCACUUUGUAAUUUCCAGUGAGAGGGACUGCCAAAAUGUUCAUCAGUCCCUGGUCAGACUCUCCCAACCAGGUACUUACAGUAGCAUUCCAGAUCAACCCUCCUUCCUUUCGGAGAAAACAAAAUUGUGAUCCACUGUGAAUAUUUAUACAAUUUUUCCCUACAGUAACAUUGGGCUUUUUUAUAGGGAAAGUGGAAGAGUUGUAUGCUUUUCUUUACAACCCAAAACAAGAUGAAGAUGAGAGAAGAAAUGGCUGGGGCUUUAUUGACUCAGCCAUGGAUUUCAAAAGAAUGGGAUUGCCCAAUGAGUUUUGGGAAAUGACAGACCUCAACAAGAACUAUGAGGUAAGUUAACCAAUCAUAUGCCUUUCAGACUUUAUUGGAUUUGUUUUUUUGUCAAACAAAUGCUGUCUUGCCUCCCCAUGCAAUUCUUUAGUUUUGCAUUAGCUUUUUGAACAAGCAAAGGUAUUUGCAACUAAUGCAUGCACACGUUGUUUUGUUCCCUCUGUUGGAUUGCUUAGCUUUGCAGCACAUAUCACUCAGAACUGGGCAUUCCUAAAACUGCAAGCAAGAGCACAGUCUUUGGGAGUGCCAAAUUCAGGAGCAGGGGGCGCAUUCCUACUCUCUCCUACUACCACAAGGAAAGUAAUGUAAGUUCAGACUCUCCCUUAUUUAAUGCAAGGGUCAGUCUCAUCUCUGCUGAUGCUAUACUUACUGUAUGUGUUAAUGAUUACAAUGGCAUUCCAACUGAACUUCAUGUUGAAGCUGUUUUGGUUUCCCCCUCAUCUACCAGGCUGCCAUUUGCCGCUGUAGCCAGCCCCUGUCCGGGUUAAGUGCUCGAUGUGUAGAAGAUGAGGAGAUGCUACAGGCAAUCAGCCGGGCUAAUCCCAAAAGCACCUUCAUGUAUGUGGUGGAUACCAGGCCUAAGGUAAUAAACACGCUUUCAGAUAAUUGUAUUGCUCAUUUCCCCUGUAUGUUUCAUUUGCCCCACCCUAAUCCAAACCAUCCUACCAUUGCUUUAUUUCCAGUUGAAUGCCAUGGCCAAUAGAGCAGCAGGGAAGGGAUACGAGAAUGAGGACAACUACUCAAACAUCCGCUUUCAGUUUGUGGGCAUCGAGAAUAUCCAUGUCAUGAGGAACAGUCUGCAGAAGCUUCUGGAAGGUUACUAUCAUUGCUCUCACAUAAAAACGAUGAACCAUAAUCGUCGGGUGUAGUUGGUUAUACUUAUUAAUCAUUUACUGAUGUGAAAAGUCAUUUUGCAGCAUGAAAGGAAUAAAGACCAGGCAAAGUUCAUGCUCAACAAAGUCAAGUUUAUAAGGUGCUUAGUUGUCAUCUUCUGUUUUCAGUGUGUGCAAUGAAGUCUCCAACAAUGAGUGACUACUUGACGGGACUGGAGAAUUCGGGUUGGCUGCGUCACAUCAAGGCUGUGAUGGAUGCUGGAGUGUUUCUGGCUAAGGUAAUAGACAUCCUGCCAUGUAGCCAUCUCCUUUGUUCAAUAUAAACAGCAACACAUUCUUAUUUAGUACCUAUAACCUGAGUAAGAAAUGUAUGAAAACCCGAAAUAUUAUCACUUUUGCUUUGUGUCCAUCUAGUUUUUUAAAUCUAGCAUGUAUGAUUUGGUUCUGAGCUAUCCCUUGUCUCUGCUAAGGCUGUGGCUGAGGAUAAGGCUAGUGUGCUUGUGCACUGCUCAGAUGGCUGGGAUCGCACAGCCCAGGUGUGUUCUCUGGCCAGCAUCCUCUUGGACCCCUUCUAUCGGACCAUCAAGGGACUCAUGGUGAGAACAGAGUGGUUUGCUUACAGUAUCUUGGCAAUAUAAGUGUCUGUGUGCUGGACAGCACAGUUAUUGUCUACAAAAUAUAAUAAUUUGAUCACUAAUUAUUUAAACUCUCAAUCUGUUUAUUUCUUAUUUUAGGUUUUGAUAGAAAAAGAAUGGAUAUCUAUGGGUCAUAAAUUCACGCAAAGGUAUUAACAUCUAAUAUUUUUGGAACAAGGCUAAUCAUCUAACCAUGUUGGUGUCCCAUCAAUAGUGUCUGCUAAAUUACAAAAAUUUGAGACUAAAACAACUGAACUAUCAGACAAGCUAAAACCACGAUAAGUCAUAACAUAAGAUCUUCAUGGUGUACAUAGGUCAUAAGAUAACAGAUAUAAUAUUGAGUUGCUGGUGUGGGACAUGUGGAUGGGGAUCCCAAGGAGGUGUCCCCUGUAUUCACCCAGUUCAUUGAAUGUCUUUGGAAUCUCAUGGAGCAGUACCCCUGUGGCUUUGAGUACAACGAGAAGUACCUUUUGGAAAUCCACAACCAUAUUUACUCCUGCCAGUUUGGAAACUUCAUUGGCAACUGCCAAAGAGAGCGAGAGGAGAUGCGGUGAGGAGUACCUGAAAUAAACUGCAGUGCCUAUGCAGACAUCUGAUUUCCUUUUCUGGAAUAGUCAUUUCCGAUUUGGAGGUUUUAAUCUGUUCGUGAACAAUUUAUCCUUUCAAUUUUCAGACUUUAUGAGAGGACCUUCUCCGUUUGGCCAUUUCUCUGGGAGAACCGCCAUCAGUACAGAAAUCCUCUGCACAAAUGCUCAAUAGGGAGGGAAGUUCUGAGGCCAAGCACAUUGCCAUUGAAUUUCAAGUAAGUUCUCAUUGGUUUCCUGAGUUUUCCACUAUGAGCAAAUUAAUGUAUUGUCAAUGUACAUGAGCAAUAGCUGUAUAGUCUUUUUUUCAAACAUUUGAAUUGUGUUUUAUAGAAUACCAAUUACAUUAUUUAUUUGGCAGGUUUUGGUGUGGCAUGUAUAAUCAUUUUGACAAGGGCAUGCAGCCAAAGCAGUCCAUUCUGGAUCACCUGCUAACCAUAACACAGAAAAAGGCAGAGGGUGAGAAGAAAAUGACAGAUCUCCAGAGAGUAAGUGGAUAUAGAUUUUUCUAAUGGCACAUGUAAAAGCUUUCUCGGGUGGCUUGAAUACAUUUCUCCAAUGUUUUCAUUCCUCUGUAGCAGUUGGCAGUCAUGGAUGGGGUUCUGGCAGAUCAGGGCAGUCCAACAGGCACAUCACCUGAACAAACCUCUUUGUCUCCUGUAUCGGUUAGCCACACAGCCGAAAAUGCUAAACCACUGAUGAAUGGUGCUGCAGUGGAGGAGGCUGAAAUAGAGUUGGUGCCUACUGCAGGGAGCGAGCAGGUGGAACCAAUAGCUAUAGAAAAUUGAGUUGCUGCCACAAAGGGCACAGUUGUAUCCACAGAGAUCCCAGAUGUCAAAGAGGAGGGACAAAGUUCCUCUGAAAUGACCACUGAAGCGAUUAAGAUUGUGGCCUGAUGGAAACAUUGAAAACGGGAUAUCAUCUGAGGAAAUUACAGCCUUAAUGAUGAAACCAGAGUGUAUUGGAUUUAAUUUUUUUUAAAUCUUAUAAUGAUCCAAUUCUUCAGCAGCCAUAGAAGUUGAACAUUUAUUUAGCAAUUUUAGGAAGAGGUCAACCUUUUUUGGGCGAUAAAUACAGUGCCUUCAGAAAUUGAUUACAUUGUUUUUUCCC
Coregonus sp. 'balchen' is the source of this 4652-nucleotide messenger RNA. Lineage: Eukaryota; Metazoa; Chordata; Actinopteri; Salmoniformes; Salmonidae. The record is from the annotation of a GenBank genome assembly.